Messenger RNA from Laccaria bicolor S238N-H82, 1494 nucleotides. RefSeq lists its product as uncharacterized. Gene Ontology annotation, cellular component: nucleus; mitochondrion. Gene Ontology annotation, molecular function: endonuclease activity. Lineage: Eukaryota; Fungi; Basidiomycota; Agaricomycetes; Agaricales; Hydnangiaceae. Gene Ontology annotation, biological process: response to UV; mitochondrial DNA repair; nucleotide-excision repair. The transcript is spliced from 10 exons. The record is from RefSeq and is a predicted model, not a curated record. The coding region runs from base 1 to 1494 and encodes 497 amino acids.
AUGGCCCUUCGCCGCAGUACCCGCUUAUUGGCUGCAACUUCCCUUGAGCACUCGAUUCACGUUUCAACACGGUCGCUCAUAAACGAAUCUCAAUUCGAGUCUGCUGAUGGAAAUGCACCGAAACGCGUCAGGAAACGAAAGCUGUCAAGUGACCAAGGACUGUCGGACGAAGACAGUGGAGAAUAUUCCAUGGGGGCUUCGUCAAAGCCCCCACCUACGAAACGAAGAGGAAAGGUGGAGGCAGUCACCUACGUCAUUCCAGAUGUACAAAGGAAAGAAACGACAUACAAGGGCAGGCUAGGAUAUGCUUGCUUGAAUACCGUUUUGCGAAACAAGAAGCCCGCCAGUGAGGCCGUCUUUUGUUCAAGAACAUGCAGAAUAGACUCGAUAAAGAAGAAUGGUCUGGAUUGGGUGAAAGAACUCGGCAAGAAGAACGUCGAGGAUCUGAUGACCGUCAUUCAAUGGAACGAGGAUAACAAUAUUCGUUUCUUCCGGCUUUCUUCUGAAAUGUUCCCCUUCGCAUCUCAUGCAGUACAUGGGUACACCCUGGAGUACUGUUCCGAGCUUCUUGCGAAGGCCGGCGCCCUUGCGAAAAAGUACGGACAUAGGCUCACCGUCCAUCCUGGCCAGUAUACCCAGCUGGGGAGCCCAAAGCCCGCAGUGAUCCAAGCCUCCAUCAAGGAGCUAGUUUACCACUGCGAAAUGCUGGAUCGAAUGGGUGUGGAUGCCGACGGUGUGAUGAUCAUCCAUGGAGGUGGGAUGUAUGGCGAUAAACCUGCUACUCUCGAACGUGUCAAAGCGACGAUCACGAAUCUUCUUCCAAGCAAUGUCAGACAAAGACUCGUUCUUGAGAACGAUGAAAUGUGCUAUAAUGCUGAGGAUCUCUUACCUCUUUGCGAAGAACUAGACAUCCCACUUGUUUUUGACUAUCACCACGACGCGAUAUUCCCUUCUUCUAUCCCACCCGCAGAAAUCAUCAAGCGAGCCAAUAUGAUAUGGGCCCGACGCGGUAUUCGCCCCAAGCAGCACCUGAGCGAGCAACGACCGGGCGCUGUCACUAUAAUGGAACGAAGAGCGCACUCAGAUAGAUGCGAGAACUUGCCACCAGAUCUGCCUGAUGAUAUGGAUCUGAUGAUCGAGGCAAAGGAUAAAGAGCAAGCGGUUCUCUAUUUGCAUCGAAUGUACAACCUUCACCCCGUCAAAUACGAAUCCCUUCGCCCAGCAGAUGCUAAUCCCACCAAAGAAACGAAGGGUCGCAAAUCCACCAAAAACGCCCAAGUCAAGGCCGCGGAUGAAAAUGCUUUGCUAUCACCAGAUGACCUACCUGACCACAUUGGCGAAACGAUGGACGAGAAAUCUUUGCCGGGAUCGAAAAGAAUUACUAGGAAGCGGACCACUCGUACGAGUCGGAUUACGAAGACAGCAAACGAGGAUGAGAUGAGUGAAUUAUUAACGGAAGCCGUGAAUCUUCAGGAGGAAAAUCAGAGUGCAUAA